Molecule: messenger RNA, 3813 nt
Organism: Trichosurus vulpecula (common brushtail)
Lineage: Eukaryota; Metazoa; Chordata; Mammalia; Diprotodontia; Phalangeridae
Gene: HPS4
Product: HPS4 biogenesis of lysosomal organelles complex 3 subunit 2
Exons: 14
Coding region: 593-2659 (688 amino acids)
Biological process (GO): vesicle-mediated transport
Source: RefSeq, a predicted model, not a curated record
GGGAGGGGGAGGUGAGGGGGCGGGGCGGGCCCUGCACGUGACCAGGAGGGCUGCCGCUCGCGCCGCGCUCAGGGUUAAAAUGCUAGUUGGAACUGGAAGCACCAGGCUGCAAAUAGAAGUAUACGGACACCUUUGAACUGGAGGAGAGGGGGUGACUGCACCCCUCCAACAGGAUGUGGCUGGGGAAAAGUGCCUUGGAGAUUUCGUAGCAUAGUCGGUGAAGGAAUGCUUCAGGGCAGGGGCCUGUAGGGGCUGUCUGGUCUGCUUGGAUUUCUUGGUAGAAGCUUUGUUUCGUUGAACAUCUCAUUUCUGUGAUAAGGAAAUUUAAAGCUGUUACCUCCUCUGCUUAAGACGUUCUAGAGACCCCUAGGCCUGUGAAGAAGAAAGCAUCCGGCGCACCUUUCCUCAAGCUCAGCAUGACUAUUGUGAACAGCUAAAAGAAAGGCUGCCAAGCCUCUUCCCAUUGGAUUGGUGAAGUCAAGGGAGGGAAAGCCUGCCAUUGCUACUGGAAAGGGAGAUGGCUGAACAGGUUUUAGUGGAGAUGAAAACUCAUAUGAGGACUAUGAGGCAGAUUUAAGGCAAGCCAAAGUAAAUGGCCACCUCUGCCUUAGCAGGAGCCAAGGCAGUCUCUUGGUGGAAUUAUUUUUUUCUUUACGAUGGCUCAAAGGUAAAGGAAGAAGGAGACCCAACAAGAGCCGGCAUUUGCUAUUUCUAUCCUUCUCAGACUGCGCUUGAUCAGCAGGAGUUCCUCUGUGGACAGAUUGCUGGAGUUGUCCGCUGUAUUUCUGAAAUUUCCGGGUCUCCUCCCAGUCUUGUUCGUCUAAGGAAAUUAAAAUUUGCCAUAAAGGUUGAUGGAGAUUACCUUUGGGUCCUGGGCUGCACAGUAGAGCUCCCCGAUGUCAGAUGCAAGGAAUUCCUGGAUCAGCUGAUUGGAUUCUUUCGUUUUUAUAAUGGACCCGUUUCUCUGGCUUACAAGACUCAUCCUCAGGAAGAGCUGAACAGAGAGUGGGACAGUUUCGUCGACUAUCUUCUGAAAAACACCAGUGAGCUGCACAAAAUAUUCAAUUCCCUUUGGAAUUUGGAUAAAACUAAGGUGGAGCCCCUCCUCUUACUAAAAGCUGCUCUCAUUCUGCAAACCUGCCAGCGAUAUCCUCACAUUCUGGCUGGCUGCAUCCUCUAUCAGGGACUGAUUGUUAGUACCCAGCUGCCACCUUCCCUCACUGCCAAGGUCCUUCUCCAUCAAGCAUCAUCUCCUAACAAGAGUCUAUCUGCAGGAGGGGCUGCCCUUCAGGAAUGCGGAUCUGCACUGCCAGCAAAUGUCCACAUCACCCCAGUUUUCCUAACAGAAGAUGAAGCUGUUAGCCUUCGUGAUUUCCCAAUAGAAUGGAUGGCCAGGUCUCCCACAUCUUCGGCCAAAUGCAAAGAGAAAUAUGAGCCACCUGCUGCAAGGUGCUGUAGCUCCCUGGGAUCUGAAGACGUCUACCCUGUGAAUGAGGAUUACCUGGCCUGUAAACUGGCAGCAGCCCUGGGGAGUGACUCAGUUUGUCCAAAUGGCCCCAUAGAAGCAUGUGAAGAGGCAGGACAUUUGCUUGUCCAUAGCUCAGAGAGUGUCAGACCACCAAGAUUACAAAGCCCUGCUAAAAGCCCAGGACCGGGACUCAGCGCUAGGCCUGGCGAGGAGCCCACUCUGAGCUCCUCCUCUACACUCCCCAUUCUGGGAGGUAAUGAAACAGAGACAUCUUCAACGCAUUUCGACUUCCCACCUGUUUGUGCCUCUAAUGGUGGGAAUCCAUGCCAGGAGAAUGCUGGUAGUCUGGACUCAGCCCCAGCAGAACCCUGGUCCUUAGCUGGAUCCCCCGGCAGUCUCACAUGCUGUCCUCCUGAGGGGCUCCCACAAACCCCUGUGGAAGGACUCUGUGGAGCAGGUCACUUCCCCGACGGGCCAAGCGGACCAUUGUCGUCGUCUCUCUCGGGCUCUGAGCACAUAAGCCAGAUCGUCUCCACCGAAGCACAGGGUUCUGGCCAGUCUUUGGUCGGGGGCGCCCCACAUAAGUCAGCCCGUGGUCUGGAAGGCCAUGCUGUCUCACUGGGGUCUGCAGAUAGAACCAGCUUGAGCUUCCCUGGGACAGACUGUCAGUCCGUGCUCGUGAAGAUGCACCUCUACACGCACAGUGUGAAGGGGCUGGUUCUGUCCCUGCUGGCUGAAGAGCCGCUGCUCCAAAAUGGGGCAGUCAUCGAGGACGUGUAUCACAGUAGCCUGGCAUCAUUGAAUGGUCUGGAGGUUCAUCUGAAGGAGACGCUGCCCGAGGAGGAGCCCGCCACAGCACGAGCUACAUACAACUUUCUGCACUAUGACAGUGUUCAGAAUGUGCUCACUGCCAACCUGCCACAAGCACCCACUUCCCAGGACCGACACCUUCUCCGAGCGGUCCGUCUGAUUCAUUCGGACUUCAUCCAGAUGCCAACUUUGUAUGAGAUGACUGUCAGGAAUGCCUCCACAGCAGUGUACGCCUGUUGCAACCCUGUCCAAGAAACCUAUUUCCAGCAGACAGCCUCCUCCGCUCGGAGCUCUGGUUUCCCCAGCCCCCAGGAUGGCGCCUUCACCCUUCCAGGAAAGGCCAAGCAGAAGCUGCUGAAGCAUGGGGUGAACUUACUUUGAGUGGGAUGGAUGUGGGGCCUUCCAGGGCCAGAGAGGCCAAGCUCCAGGCAUCUUCUCUAAAGCCCUGCCCUACCCUGUCCUUAGGAAAUAUGCAGGUGUUUAGGGUUCUGGGGAGAUGUGAGAGAUAAGCCUUUCUUUUUGUUGAGCACAUUUUUUAGGGGGCUGGGGUGGUGGUGGGAACAUUCCCUUGAGACCAGCAGGUCCAGAGCACUGGAAGGCGCUUCCCUGUAUUUGUCAGGGUAGAGUCAGUCACCAAAGAGUUACAGGAAGAGGCUGCCUGUUCUGCCAGGCUCGGAAGAUACUGUUUGCCAUUUGCUGCUACUGUCCUCUGUCUGGUUUUAAUUAUUCUCUUGCGGGUGUAUUUUACCCUCCUCUUUGUGCCCUACUAUCAGUGAAAGCUUCAUAUCACUUAUUGGGUGUGAUGAUUUAUUUUUAACAGUUGGGCUAAUACGUAUACCUCCAGAUAGGGUGAUCACUUUAGAGUUGUCUCCUUAGGACACUACACACUCGUUCCAGAGAAGUUGCUGUUGCUUAGGAUAUUUUGGGGACUUCUCUAUGGGAUAGCUUUCAGAGCCUGCAGCAUAUUCUUUUGAGGUUCCUCAGUAGGGGCAAGUUCUUGUAUUACAAGGACACAAAUUUGAUUUGGAGCUGCUGCUGAAGAGUAAGGUGGGCGAUCAAGCUGGGUAGUGCCGACUCUGGUAGAAAACAGCCAUGAAACAGGACCAUGAAGUUACAGAUCCUGCUGGUUUUCUCAGGUGCCUAUGUUACAAACAGGUUCUGAAAGCUCCCCAUCCCCCAAAGCCCCAAACAUUUGGCACAAGGCAGUAUUAUUAAGUGUGGAGCCUCACCUUCAUGAAGGGGCCAGGUGUCUCAUCAGAGGAACAAAACAGCUACCAAAGACAAAGCUCCAUCUCUUCCAGCAAUAUUUGGAAUUCCUCCUUGUUAAUUGAGGCGUGAAGGAUUGUGAGGCCAUGAAGCCAUGCCUUAACUUUGAGGAGGUCAUGUGUGUUCUUAUUUAUAAACAAAUUUCUGCACCUAUUCUCAGUAGGCAGUUUAAAAUGUUACUACAUCCCUGACCCUAAACACGAACUCUCUAAUUAACAGUUUAUGAAUCGACUUGUGUCAGUAAACGUGUCUUGUGGACACUUUUUCUU